This is a messenger RNA of Seriola dumerili (greater amberjack), 1261 nucleotides long. RefSeq names its product mitochondrial translational initiation factor 3 (gene mtif3). The transcript has 4 exons. NCBI's taxonomy places the organism in Eukaryota, Metazoa, Chordata, Actinopteri, Carangiformes, Carangidae. Gene Ontology annotation, cellular component: mitochondrion. Gene Ontology annotation, molecular function: ribosome binding; translation initiation factor activity. Bases 370 to 1242 code for a protein of 290 amino acids. The record is from RefSeq and is a predicted model, not a curated record. Gene Ontology annotation, biological process: ribosome disassembly; mitochondrial translational initiation.
CACAACUAUUGAAGACUAAGCUGGGGGGAUUUACUUGCUGGCGUGAAUAGCGUUUACCUGUAACUUGACCGUCUGUGCCGAUGUUUGUAUCACGGGAUCUCAGUUUGUGUGUAAAUGGAGUGCGUCUAGGACUGGUCUAGAUCAUCUGGAGCAAAGUGACAGUCACACCGAGGGUCCAUUAAUUCAACUGAUUUCUUAUCAGUUCGGCAUUAAGGUUACUGUUGAACCUUAACUUAAAUGUACCCAUUUACACUCAACAUGCAGUGGUUACUGUCGCCUGUACACCGUGUGUCUCAACCGGUCGACUAGUCGGAAUGACAGGGGAACCGGCUCUGUUGAAAUCCGAAUCAGUGUAAAACUUCCCAGAAUAUGUCUGCAGGUUGUAUGAGGUGGGUGCUAAGCCAUGCAGUGAGAGCUGUGUGUGGAGUCAGUCCGGGCUACAGGAUGCCAGCAUCAAGGUUUCUCAACUGCACUGAAAGAUCAAGUAUCAUUGCUGCCUCCUGGAGCCGGUCUCCAUUCUCCACAGCAGAAGUGGACACAGAGCAGACGCCUGCACCAAAGAAAAGAAAGCAGGACUCCAGAGCUGAUGCCACAAUCAGCAACGUUGGCCACUCGAUCCCGCACCAACACAUACAGUUGAUAAGUGAGACAGGCGAGGACCUAGGCACCAUCCACCGAGUACGUGUGAUCAGAAUGAUGGAUGAGCAGGGUCUGAAACUGGUGCUGCUGAAUGCACACAAAGACCCUCCGGUCUACCAGCUGAUGACUGGCAAACAGAUCUACCAAGAGCAACUGAAAUUGCGGGAGAAACAGAAGGCAAAACCAGCUACUGUGCAGGUGAAAGAACUCACCUUUUCACCUGGCAUCUCACCACAUGACCUCACCACCAAGCUGAAACAAGUGGAGAGUUGGCUGGAGAAGAAGCACCAUGUCAGGAUUACUCUGCGAUCGGGACGCAACGACCCCGCAGUCAACCUGGACACAACUUUGCAGCAGAUGGUGCAACAAAUGGAGGUAACGGUGGGAUUUGUUUCCCCGCCAAAAGUCAUACGUGACGGUCGAGCAGCCAUGUGCAUCGUCCGUCAGCCUUCAGCAAAGGAAAUCUCACAAAAAGGAAAGAAAAACACAGCGGCCACGCGGCCCGCCGCUUCCCGUUCGAAGAGCACUGGGAGCAGCACGCCGCCUGUUGGCACCACGGACACGGCAGAAGAGUCUAAACAGCAGCGAUCUGAUGGAAAUUAAAAAAAAUUCAAAAAAACAA